UCACACAGUUAAGGUGGUGGUGCUUCUUUUUCCGCCAGUUCCCGAGAGUCCUUGAAACUAGUCUUGAUAUUUGGAACUUAUUUUACAAGACGGACAGUAAUUACUUUUGAGUGUGAUUCUACAGUUUGGAUUUCGAGUGAUAUAUUUCUCACAACUUUUAUUUUGUGGAAAUCCAGGUCGCAUUUGAGUGUCGUUUUCAUCGUUCCCAAAAUGUGCUCGCAAAGAACCUAAGUGACAAGCCCGACGAAAUUCAGGAGCUGCGUCGCUUUCCAAGGUCCAGAUACCGACGUAGACCUUGCACUCCUCGGCGAGAGCCAUGAGCUCCGUGUAACCGGUCGGCUCCUGAUUGCGCUUGGGACGUGUCUGAAGAGGAGCAAAAGGCCUCCAACAUGGCCUCGAACUUUCCGCCCAAGAGCUCCGCUUCUCUGCUGGCCGCUGUCCUCAUCGUCGUCGUCGCGCUGAACCGCUGCAGCUGCGCCUCCAAGGUAGUACUCCGAGGCGUCGGCUACGAGGGCGUGGUGGUGGCGCUCGAGGACGACCUCCCGCCAGCGCUCUGCCAGGACCUGAUCGCUGGACUCGAGCGCACCGUCCGCGCCGCGUCCACAGUGCUGUUCGCGGCGACUCGCGGCCGCGCAAGUUUCCGCGACGUGACGGUGUUGGUGCCGUCGUCGUGGGGCCCCUCGCCGCCGUGCCCUGCCCUGGGCACGCUGGGCAACGCUGCAGGAGAGAGCUGGGAGGCGGCGGACCUGCGGGUGAGCAAGGGGCGCCACCCCCAGCACGGCGCGCGCCCCUGGACGCUCCACUCCCGCGGCUGCGGCCACCGCGGCGACUACGUCUCGCUCGGACACAGCAGCCUCACGGCCAACGCGUCGGCGCUCACAGGUCGGCAGCUGGCUCGAGCGUGGCUGGAGUACCGCUACGGCGUGUUCGACGAGGCGGGCGCCCAGGGCAGCGCCGCCCACCCGCCGCACUACCGCGCCCCCGACGGCGCCUGGAAGCCCAACGUGUGCACCAACCUCCCCGCCGUCGCCGCCAACCCCGCCUGCGACCCCGCCAACCUCACGUGCCCGCUCAGCCUGACGAAGGAAGCGGAGGAGCAAGCGGCGGCUGAGGACGCAGGCGAGGCAGAGAGAGCGAAGCGCAGCGUGCCCAACGGAGUCACGUCCUUGAUGGGUCUGCCCGAUGACCCUGCAGUGACGCAGCUGUGCGACGAGGGCAGCCACGCCCGUGAGGCGCCCACCCGCCACAACCUCCUCUGCGGCGGCAUCUCCGUGUGGGAGGUGCUGAGGGCGAGUCCGGACUUCCAGAACAACCGGAACGCUGAAGGAAAGCUGGAGGAAAGUGACGUUGCCUUCCGCUAUGUGCGCGCGCAGCCACCCAGGAUCGUCCUGCUCAUCGACGACACAGACGUGAUGAACGUGCAGAAACGGUGGGAGUUCGUCCGCAAGGCUGUCCGCAAGGUGGUCACCUACGACGUCCCCGACGGCCACAGCGUCGGCCUCGUUGUGUUCGACUCCGCAGCGGCCACCAAGUACCCGCUGACGCGGCUGACGGACGGCGCCACGCGGGAGAAGGUUGGGUCAUCCCUCCCCCGGAACCCCUCUCGGGAGCCUCACCACAAGCGCUGCCUCCUGUGCGGCCUGCGGGAGGCGCUGCGGAUGUUGGAGCAGGACAACACAGGCAGUGGUGCAGGUCAUAUAGUACUGGUGACUGCUGGGGGAGGGGAGCCCCUGGACGCCGCUCGCUCCGACGAGGCGUCCCGCGCCCUGACCGCGACCGGCGUCGUGCUGCACGCCAUUGUGUACCCGCUGAUCGAGAAGUACCCGACGCCGGGCGCCGGCCUGGAAACCGUGGCGGCGCUCAGCGGCGGCCGCACCUACAUCGUGCCCGACCAGGGCAUCGGCGCCGACUCCAAGCUCAGCAUGUACUACAACCUGCUGGACUCUCUGUACACGGCGCUGGCGGGCGUGACGGGCCCCUCCGUCCUGCCGGUGAAGGUGCACGCGGCGGAGCACCCCGGGGGGCGCGUGGCCGUGUCCCAGGGCACCUUCGCGCUGGACCCGCACUUGGGCGCCGACACCGUCUUCGCCAUCUUCUACUACCACGUGACCCACGUCGGCAACCUUAUCCACCUGGUCAGCCCGCAGGGGCAGGUCAUCGACACAGCCAACAUGCAGAAGGAGGACGCUAACAUCAACAUGAUCACCGUGAGGCUGGCGGAGGCACAGGCCACGGCAGGCCAGUGGCACUACAAAGUGGAGAACAGAGCAGACUCCCACCAGGCGCUCUACGUGCAGGUCACCUCGCGCCCGCGCGCCCGUACAGGUGCCCCUCAUGUGGCCGUGCGCGCCUGGACCAGCCACCCGCUGUCAUUGGUCAACGCCAGCGACAUCUCGCGCCCCCUGGCGCUGUUCGCCGAGGCGAGGGUGGGCGUGGCCCCCAUCGAGGGCGCCAAGGUCACCGCCACCGUCACCCGCCUCGGCUACACGGACAACGGUACCAAGUAUGAGCCGAUCCAGGUCAUAUUGCUCGACAACGGUCUCACAGGUCCUGACAUGGCGCGCGCGGACGGCGUCUACUCCCGCUACGUGCCGGGCCUCGCUGCCGCCAAGUACAGCGUGCGGGUGGACGUGGAGGGCGAGGUCGAGGGUGAGGUGUUCACUCGCCACGUGCGUCUGGGCGUCGUGGAUGUGGUAGGCGUCCUCCCCGCCCUCGACGUCAUUCCUCCCUCCCGCGUGGUGGACCUGCGGGCGUCCGUCCUGGCAGGCAGCGGCGGCCGCGUGGCCUUCAGCUGGACGGCUCCGGGGGGCGACCUGGACUACGGCGUGGCCGACCGCUACGUGGUGAUGGCGUCCCGCGACCCCGCCCAACUCCGCGAGGGCGGCGGCCGCCUGCUGGAGGGCUGGCCAGCGCCCCUGCCCGCUCCCGCCCUGCAACAGCACACUCUGCUCUGGCCGGACUUCGGCGUCGUGCACUACGUGGCGCUGUAUGCGGUCGACGAGCAGGGCAACACGGGCGCCCUCAGCAACGUCGUGAGCGUGUUCGUGCCCGCGCCGCCCUCCACCACGCCCGCGCCCCCGCCCUCGCAGCCCCCGGCGCCCCCCGCCAACACGUCGGCCGUGAGGGAGGGAGGCGCAGGCGAGCCAGUGCUAGCGGCCCUGGACACGCGCCAGCUGGCCGUGGUGUUCGGCUGCGUGGGCGGCUUCGUGGCCCUCGUGGCGCUCGUCGCCUGCUACUGCCUGGCCGCCCACCGUCGCCAGCGGAAGUCGGCGCAGGCCAAGAAGGCGCACGAGGUGCAUGAGGCCUACGCCGUAGCAGUGGCCACGCCCACCAAGCUGGGGCCGCCGCAGGACUUCCCCGACGGCGGCAAGGCCCCCGCCAAAGACGCCCUUGGCAAGGACUAUAUGAGCCCCGUGGAGUCGUGGUCGGCGUCGCAGCUGCUCAGCAGUCGCCACGACCCGAAGCGAGGCAGCCUGUCGGCGCGCUCCGACGACGCCUCCGACCACAGCGCCUCCACCAAGAAGAGCUACGGCGACUCCUCGGCCGCCAACGACUUCUACGCCGACACGAGCGCUUACCCGUACCGCCACGACGCCUUCCUCGGCCACUACCCGGGCCCCGCCGACCAGUACCCCGUGCCCUCCGACCAUUACCCGCCGCCCGGCCACGCCUACCCGACGCCCACGGACGGAUACCCCGCCCCCUCCGAGGGCUACCCGACCACACCCACAGACCUGUACCCGAGCGAGGGCUUCCCGGCGGCGGCGGAGGCGCGCCCCUACGUGAGCUCCCCGCCGUCCGAAUCCUUCCUGUCCGUCUCGUGCGAAAUGCUGCCACCCUCGCACGGCCCGCCGGCCUACGCCGCCUACCCCUCCUACGACGCCUCCCUCAGGUCCUCCACCUCCUCCAAGGUGCCGCCCCCCAUCCCCCCCAAGCCCAAGCUGGUCUACACGCCCGAGCCCUACAUCUACGACGCCCACGCCCACGAAGCCCCCGCGCCCGCGUCGCUCCUCGCCGCCGAGAAGAGGGUGCGGAACAUCACAAUGGUGUAGUGACGCAAGCAUCGGCUCUUGCUUCCUGUAUAUAUCAUGGAGUUAUACAUGUAUAUAGAAAUCAGCAUCCGGGUUUAAAACUUUGAUAAGACGAAGGGGAAGUUAACAAGGUUCUGUGAUGUGAUUUGAAGAUUUCCAUUUUCUAAAAAUGCUACUAAUAAUGAUAAUACGCAGAGAACAAGUGAGUUGUGCGAAGUUUCCAUGAAAGUGAAAUUUAUGAUUGCCUUCUGAAGUUUCCGCUUCAGAAGAGAGACAAAUCAACACUAGGCUAAUCUUCUCAAGGCCCAUGGAAGGCGAUGAAACGUUUGAAUCUACAAAAGGGAAAGAAAUAGGGAAAAUAUGGUUACAUCUGGAGAAGGAAAAUAGGAAAAUGGAUAAAAAUAUAAGUUUAUGACGAGGACCUUUCCAGCUGAUUCAUUCGAAAAAGACAGUUGGUUUCACUCCGUGCUGUUAACUGGGGCAGCGUUCAUGCGUAUGCGAUUUUGAGGGAGGGGAGGGGGGGGGGUAAAAAUUAGCCUUGUAUAUUCUGUGGUGCCAAAUGUAAAAUAAUCGUGUAAAUACUGAUGCCAGAUCAGCAUGACACUACAGGACAAACGAGGCCCCGCCAGACUCGGAGUCCUUUGUACAUGCUCUUCGAAUUUUAAAUAUAUUGUUUAAAUUCUGUAUAUAUAAAACGACCGGCAGUAUUAUGUGAUAUGCUCCCAAGAUCUUCAUUUUGUGUGAAGUUCUAUUUUGUAUAUUUAUAAAUAUAUUUCUGACGUUCAGAUAUUUUUGUAAAUAAAUUGUUAUCUCGUUAA
Messenger RNA from Penaeus indicus, 4849 nucleotides. RefSeq names its product calcium-activated chloride channel regulator 3A-1-like. NCBI's taxonomy places the organism in Eukaryota, Metazoa, Arthropoda, Malacostraca, Decapoda, Penaeidae. The transcript has 7 exons. The coding region runs from base 390 to 4052 and encodes 1220 amino acids. The record is from RefSeq and is a predicted model, not a curated record.